GCAUCGCUUCGCCAGGACGGUCACUGUCACUGGCCCGUAUAUUGCGCCCUGAUUCUCUCCGUGUUGAAUUGUGGCAACAUGUUUCUCGCCAGGGCGGCACGAUGCCCCCUCACCUCCGUGCGACCUAUGUUGAGAUCUCCAACUACUUCCGCGGCAGGCAACUUGGCCGGGCUUCAGCAUUGCAAGCUCACAGCUCCCCUGUACGGUCUUUUCACGAUUUCAGCGAGAAGCAUCGUGCCAAUGUAUUGCCAGCAGAGUUUCUAGAUAAGUUUAAACAAUCGAUUGAAUUCUCUCAAGCGACAUGGGAUAUCGACACCUUACGUUCGGAGGGACAUGAAGGCCAAUCGGUUGUCCUUCAUGGAUACCUGGACAAACGCGACGAUAUAGGCAAAGAGCUCGCCUUUGUCCCCUUAUUCGAGCCCAACCUGAAUCGUUCCAUACAGCUACUCUCAAACGAGAGCAGCAAGACCCUCUCUCUGCUCAAGAAGAUCAGCAGAGGCAGCCCAGUGGUUGUCAAAGGCACGAUUAAGCGCAAGGUCUCAAGAACCAAGGAAGAAGAGCUCGCAGAUCCUUGGGAGGUUGUGCUGGAGUCUGUGCAGCCCUUGAACGAGUUUCCGCGCGAGAUCGUGAUGUUUGGAAAGCAAGUUGUUCACCCGCCCAAGCAUCGGCAUCUCCAACUACGAGCCAGCAGCGAGCUGCGUGAUGCGCUCCGGUUCCGAGCGAAAGCACGCAAUGUCUGCCGCGAGGUACUAGAACAAGCCAACCCGGCUUUCGUGGAGAUCGAGACACCGCUACUGUUCAAGUCGACCCCAGAGGGAGCUCGUGAAUUUAUAGUGCCUACCAGAAAGAAGGGAAAGGUCUACGCUCUCCCGCAGAGUCCGCAGCAGUACAAGCAGAUUCUCAUGGCCAGUGGAAUGCCGAGAUACUUCCAGUUCGCGCGCUGCUUCCGUGAUGAAGACCUUCGCGCUGAUAGACAGCCGGAAUUUACCCAGCUGGAUAUGGAAAUGGCUUUCGCUAGCGGAGAAGACGUCAUGAAAGUGGUAGAAUCACUGAUCUGUGGCCUGUGGUCGAACCUGAUGGAAGAGGCCCCUUCACAACCAUUCCGCAGAAUGACCUACCAGGAAGCAAUGACCCGCUAUGGUUCAGACAAGCCGGAUACCCGACACGGAAUGGAGAUCCAUCGCAUCGAACACAUCCUCCCUACCGACCUCGUGCAGAAGAUCACCCCCCUGACCGAGCCGAUUGUAGAGGCGUUUAAGCUCGAAACUAUCAACCAGUCACCACACGCCACACGCGAGUUUAUCUCACGUUUCCUUGACUCGCGCGAGGGCGAACUCUUCAACAAAAACCCCGACGGCGCCCCAGGCAUCUUCAUCUAUGACGCAUCGACGCCCCUGAACGGUCUGGGCGCCCUCGGCUUCGAAGCAGCCGAAAAGCUCGAGCAAAUGCUUGACCUCAACCACGGUGAUCUGAUAGUCCUCCAAGCUCGCCCACAAGGCCCCUUGUCCGGCGGCUCAACCCAACUUGGCGCCCUCCGUCGUGCCCUAGCCCCUGUGGCCAUCGCCGACAACAUGAUCGAAGCCCCCCGAGGCUUUGAAUUCAUGUGGAUUGUCGACUUCCCCCUCUUCACUCCCCUCGACGGCUCCGAACCCGGCCAAGGCGGCACCGCCGGCUUCUCCGCCACCCACCACCCCUUCACAGCCCCAAAGACCGCCGCAGACGUCGACCUUCUCAGUACAGACCCUACUAAAGCCAUCGCCGACCACUACGACCUAGUCGUCAACGGCGUUGAGCUCGGUGGCGGCAGUCGCCGUAUCCACUGCGCCCUGACCCAGAACUACAUCUUUAAGCAGAUUCUGGGUAUGCCCAAGGAGCGAGUAGACGAGUUCCAGCAUCUCCUCAGUGCCCUAUGGGCCGGAUGUCCACCCCACGCUGGGUUCGCUCUGGGCUUUGAUCGCCUCGUCGCGGUCAUGCUGGGCAAAGAGUCGGUGCGGGAUGUGAUUGCGUUCCCGAAGAUCGGGAAGAUGGGUGAGGACCCGAUGGUCAAGGCACCGAGUAAGAUUAGUGAGGAGGUGGCGAAGUUGUAUGGAUUGAGGAGAUGAGAGUUCAACUCAGGUUGUGUUUGUAUAUUACGUGUAUAUCUAUGUAUGUAUGUUAGAUGAUUCUCUACUCUGUGUGUAUAAAGCCCCGGGGUUGGAUUAGUUUACGGUAUGAUGAACCAAGGUGAAGGUGUCUAGACGGCUUGCAGAUAAAGACAAGACGCAAGGAGAAAAGGUCAAGAUAGAUAUUGUAGAUGCGUGACGAACUAAAGAAUGGCG
Molecule: messenger RNA, 2318 nt
Organism: Aspergillus sclerotioniger CBS 115572
Lineage: Eukaryota; Fungi; Ascomycota; Eurotiomycetes; Eurotiales; Aspergillaceae
Product: aspartate--tRNA ligase MSD1
Exons: 3
Coding region: 102-2102 (666 amino acids)
Biological process (GO): aspartyl-tRNA aminoacylation
Cellular component (GO): mitochondrion; cytoplasm
Molecular function (GO): aspartate-tRNA ligase activity; ATP binding
Source: RefSeq, a predicted model, not a curated record